This is a messenger RNA of Triplophysa dalaica, 1286 nucleotides long. RefSeq names its product four and a half LIM domains 2b (gene fhl2b). Gene Ontology annotation, molecular function: transcription coregulator activity. The transcript has 6 exons. NCBI's taxonomy places the organism in Eukaryota, Metazoa, Chordata, Actinopteri, Cypriniformes, Nemacheilidae. The coding region runs from base 181 to 1038 and encodes 285 amino acids. Gene Ontology annotation, cellular component: Z disc; nucleus. The record is from RefSeq and is a predicted model, not a curated record.
GAAAUUCUUCUUUUCUCUUAUUGUCUUGUCUAUUUUCUUUUCUUAUAUGAUCUUAUCUCUUCUGGAGUUUUUUCAUCUUUUCAUCAAAGCUUCCAUUUUAGCUUUACGUAGCUUUCUCUAAAUUAUUAUAGAUUUUUUUCUUUAUAAUAAGAUGCUGACUUUUAAACUGAAGAAUAUUGAAUGCACACAAAGCCCAAGAUGGCAGACCGCUAUGACUGCCACUAUUGCAAGGAGUCUCUGUUUGGAAAGAAGUAUGUUCUGCGUGAUGAAAAUCCAUAUUGUGUGAAGUGCUAUGAAAGCCUUUAUUCCAACACAUGCGAGGAGUGCAAGAAACCCAUCGGCUGCAACAGCAGAGAUCUGUCUUACAAGGAUCGUCACUGGCAUGAUGAAUGCUUUCACUGCUUCAAAUGUCCCCGUUCUCUGGUGGACAAACCAUUUUCAACCAAGGAUGAUCAGCUACUGUGCACGGAGUGUUACUCGAAUGAGUAUUCCUCGAAAUGCUAUGAGUGCAAGAAGACUGUUAUACCAGGCUCAAGAAAGAUGGAGCAUAAGGGGAACAGCUGGCAUGAGACCUGCUUUACCUGCCAGCGCUGCCAGCAACCCAUUGGUACGAAAAGCUUCAUUCCUAAGGAAAACACUAACUACUGCGUCCCUUGCUAUGAAAAGCAGUUUGCACUGCAGUGUGUGAAUUGCAAGAAGCCAAUCACCACUGGGGGCGUGACCUACCAUGACCAGCCGUGGCAUAAGGACUGUUUCCUGUGCACUGGCUGUAAGCAGCAGUUGUCUGGCCAGCGUUUUACCUCUCGUGAUGACUUUGCCUACUGCCUCAACUGUUUCUGCAACCUGUAUGCAAAGAAGUGUGCUGCCUGCACAACCCCUAUUAGUGGCUUAGGAGGUAGCAAAUACAUCUCCUUUGAAGAGAGACAGUGGCACAACGACUGCUUUAACUGCAAGAAAUGCUCGAUGUCCCUGGUGGGUCGUGGGUUCCUGACUGAGAGAGAUGAAAUUCUGUGCCCUGACUGUGGCAAAGAUAUCUGAUCACACAACGCAUUUCCAAACCUUUAACUCUUCUAUCAAAGUUCCAGCUUUUAUAUUUGUUUAAUGAAGAGUUUCUAUACAUAAUCAGUUUUAAAGGGGCUUUCUGUGCAUGCCAAGGUCUAUUAUCAUAAAACUGUGUCAUAUUAAGUCUGAAAAAAAAGUUUUUUGAACUUUGAACAACUUAAUAACGAGUUAGUUCAUUGUGAAUGUAAAAUCAAAAGAUUUACCUAUUAAAAAUGUUUCUUGUU